UGCGGCUGUGGGCGGAAGCGCCGCGCGCUGGCCAAGAUGGCGGCGGGGAUGUACCUGGAGCACUACCUGGACAGUAUUGAGAACCUGCCAUUUGAAUUGCAGAGAAACUUCCAGCUCAUGCGAGAUCUGGAUCAGAGGACAGAAGACCUCAAGUCGGAGAUCGAUAAGUUGGCCACAGAGUAUAUCAGCAAUGCACGAACUUUGUCUUCAGAGGAAAAACUGGGGCUUCUCAAGCAAAUCCAGGAGGCCUAUGGGAAGUGCAAGGAGUUUGGGGACGACAAGGUUCAGCUGGCUAUGCAGACCUACGAGAUGGUGGAUAAGCACAUCCGGCGGCUGGACACAGACCUCGCUCGCUUUGAAGCAGACCUGAAGGAGAAGCAGAUAGAGUCGAGUGACUACGACAGUUCUUCCAGCAAGGGCAAGAAGAAGGGCCGAGCCCAGAAAGAGAAAAAAGCUGCCCGUGCUCGCUCUAAAGGGAAGAACUCUGAUGAGGAAGCGCCAAAAACUGCCCAAAAGAAACUGAAACUUGUCCGCACUAGCACAGAGUAUGGGAUGCCUUCAGUCACCUUUGGAAAUGUGCACCCUUCGGAUGUACUGGAUAUGCCCGUGGACCCCAAUGAGCCUACUUACUGCCUCUGCCACCAGGUCUCCUAUGGGGAGAUGAUUGGCUGCGACAACCCAGAUUGUUCCAUUGAAUGGUUUCAUUUUGCCUGUGUGGGUCUGACAACAAAACCAAGAGGAAAAUGGUUCUGCCCUCGCUGUUCGCAGGAGAGGAAGAAGAAGUAAAUUCCCGUGAAACCUCAGAAGUGCUGCAGGAGCUCUCUUCCCCCUGCCAGGGCCUCGUCCCAGUUCCCCCAGCCCUUGGGGCCUUGGCUGAGGGGGAGUCUUGCCCUGUUUGUGGUUUGGGCCAUCCCUGGAAUGGUGUGUACCCUCACGGUGGUUCCUGUGUGUUCUGUUUCCCGGGUUGCUUCCAAGUCCCUAAGGGAGGACUUCUCUGUGUACUAUUCCAAACAGGUCCCUGAACCUCAAAGGGAAUGAAUGAGGGCACCAGGGUAGCCACCAGAUUCCCAGGGAUUCAGGUAGCCCCUGAUUUUCCUUGGCUUUCCUUCAGCCUCCUCAGAGUUCAUUGCCUACUCUGUGCUUAGAGAACAAGGCUAUGGGAUGGGGGAAGGAAAGGAGGUAAGUCUUCAGCAUUUUAGGUCAUUGAUUUUCCUGGAUCUUUUUCAGGAGAGAGGGAGUAACCAGGCUACUUCUUAAUCUAGUGGGCUGGUUGAGAGACUGAAAACCUGAUACGCUCCCUGUCUUUAACCAUUCCAUUACUGGCAUUGAGCAGCCUCUUUUGUUGGGGAGAAGUGGAGGGAGUGUUUAGAGCUAGCUUUGUCUCCCUUAUUCCUGGGGUAACUGCUGGUCUGGGAAGCACACUGUGGGAAGGAGGAAGAAUUUCUAACCACAUGGGGAGAAGUGGCUUGGUCUAGCCUGUCUUCCGACUCCAAAAUUCUGCCUUCCUUUUGUGCAGUGGUGCUUCUCCAUUAUGUUGAUGGUGGAAAGUUUGGGGAUUCAGAUCCCACUUGUGUAAAACAGAAUGAAAUAAAAUUCAUUGAAACAAA
This is a messenger RNA of Empidonax traillii (willow flycatcher), 1607 nucleotides long. RefSeq names its product inhibitor of growth family member 4 (gene ING4). Bases 37 to 786 code for a protein of 249 amino acids. NCBI's taxonomy places the organism in Eukaryota, Metazoa, Chordata, Aves, Passeriformes, Tyrannidae. The transcript has 8 exons. The record is from RefSeq and is a predicted model, not a curated record. Gene Ontology annotation, cellular component: nucleus. Gene Ontology annotation, biological process: positive regulation of apoptotic process; regulation of DNA-templated transcription.